AUGUUUUCAACGAGCUCCCAAAGGAAGUUUUGGACAUUCAGCGACGAAGGUGAAUUAGCAAUUUUGCGUGAGAAGCAUAACCUUAACUAUAUUGCAAAACAUGGAACUCAUAUUGAUGAAUAUCAAAGGUACAAUUUCUUUUUAUCUCCUGACGAAGAAAGACUGCUUUUAAAACAAUAUGAAUUACACCUAAAAGAGUUUUGCAAGCGCUUCAGCCCGCCAAUGCCGAAGGGAGUCGUUGGCACGGCAUUUCAUUACUUUAAACGCUUUUAUCUCUACAAUUCCACGAUGGACUAUCAUCCCAAAGAAAUUCUCGCGACAUGUGUAUAUUUGGCGUGUAAAGUGGAAGAAUUCAACGUAUCUAUAGGUCAAUUUGUGGCAAAUAUCAAAGGGGACAGAGAUAAAGCGUCAGAUAUUAUAUUAAACAAUGAAUUACUGCUGAUGCAACAGCUGAACUAUCACUUGACCAUCCACAAUCCAUUCCGACCAGUUGAAGGGUUCCUUAUUGACAUUAAAACAAGAUGUUCAUUAGCAAACCCUGAGCGGCUCAGAGGAGGUAUUGACGAGUUCCUUGAGAAGGUAUUUUUGACAGAUGCUUGUUUGUUGUACGCUCCAUCACAGAUAGCCCUGGCGGCUGUGCUCCAUGCAGCUAGCAAGGAACAGGAGAACUUGGAUAGCUAUGUGACAGACAUGCUGUUUAGGGACGCAGGACAGGACAAGCUAGCAGUACUGAUUGAAGCUGUGAGAAAAAUUAGGUCAUUAGUUAAAAUGGUGGAAAGUCCUGCUCGGGAGAAGGUCAGGCUUAUAGAAAAGAAAUUAGACAGGUGUAGGAACCAAGAGAAUAAUCCUGACAGUGAAAUUUAUAAGAGGAGAAUGAGAGAACUCCUGGAUGAAGAUGAUAUUCCCCACACUGGAUCCAGUAGGAUGUCUUUGGACACUAGUGGGGUGACACAGGUCCUGUCACCUUCUGCAUCAUAG
This is a messenger RNA of Spodoptera littoralis (African cotton leafworm), 978 nucleotides long. The record is from the annotation of a GenBank genome assembly. NCBI's taxonomy places the organism in Eukaryota, Metazoa, Arthropoda, Insecta, Lepidoptera, Noctuidae.